AUGUUGGGCCCAAACUACACAGAUUAUGCCAGUGCUUGCCUAUCAUGUGAAAUUCCUACUCUGGAAUACAGAAGGGAGAAACUCAGCCUGGAUUUCGCAAUGUCUUUAACCAAACAUCCAACAUUCAAAAGAAAUCUCAAACAGUUUGUGUUCUUGUUCCGAUACAAUAACCGCAGAGUUGUGGCUGAAGUCGACCGAUCAAAGCCUGCUCUGUUGACUCGUUACGGGACAUGGGCCCAUUACAUCGUCUUAAAUGAUCGCACAGGAACGGAGGUCUACCACAACGGAUUGUUAAACAUAACGGAAGGUUUUUCCAGUGAGAAUCCUGAGUGCAACCCGAGCACGAUGCCUCUCCUGCUCUUCGCCCGUGACCCGGACGUGAACGACUUGGACACCACCCCUGACGUGUCAAUCAGCAACUUAAAGAUCUUCUAUAGGAAGUUCACCGAGGCUGAAGCCCAAAAACUCUAUGCCGAAGAGAUUGGAACCUUAUCAGUUAGUUCUGAAGAUAUAGUUCACAUCCUCUACGUCGUCCAAGUCAGUGAUCCCUCAGACCCGAACAUUCUUGUCGAAUGCGUCGCUCGUGGACCCGGAAAGGACAUGGUACCGUCUAUCACCUGGUUCAUAGUGGAUGCGGAUGGAAUAAACUACUCCGCACUGGAUCAAUCCGGAUUGGAGGGCCACGUUUACACGGAACUCGUAAGCGAUAACUACCGCAUAAAGUCUGCCUUGCAACUGAUCAAUUACGGUGGCAAUGCCAGCGUCGUGUGCGAGGCGGUUGAUGACGCAACUGGAGCUCGGAAGGCCUCUCGUUCGGAACUAUGUGAGCGUAAUUACAACUGGACUGCUUGGAUGAGCUUGGACGCACCUUAUUUGCACGGGGACGGGGUGGACAACGAAAGCAUUGCUUUACUCGAAGAGGAAACUUGUGAGACUCCGAUAGGCAUUGAAUGCCGGACUCUGUACACCCAUAUUCUCUCCGAUAUGACUGGACAGGUGUUUGACGUUAACUGUACCGUAGAGGGCGGGCUAGUGUGCAUUGGAUCGAGUCAGAGUUCCGGGGAUAACUCUACGUGCUUUGACUACGAAGUCCGGCUGCUCUGUCCACAACAACCAAUCUACUGGACCAGCUGGUUUAACGCUGAUGAUGGUACCGACGAUAAAGAAAUGUUUUCCACUCAUCAGGGACUUAACGACCCGACACUUUGCGCCUCUCCUGUCUUCGCCCAGUGUCGGGUAGUUGGUACAGCUACACCUUGGGCUUCCACCAAUGUGGUCCUUGAGUACCCCUAUACAUGUACCCCCAAAGGACUGGUCUGUCGUGGGGCCGACAACACCGGAAACGGCGGAUGCCAGGACUUCGAGGUCCGUUACGCAUGCCCAUAUCCUACUGCUGAUUCACCGCUGGAAUACUGGGACCUGAGCGGUCGUUCAACCGUUGAUGGCACCGAACCGGGAGAUUGCAACAGCCAUGUUAACAAUAAUAUUUACUCGAAUACUGGCGGUUUAUCCGGCUCAUCUUCGACGCAGAUUGAAUACACUGACGCUCCCCAACAGCUUUCACAGAAAUGUGCAGCCAUGAACACCGACGGACGCAUAACCCUCGGCAACUACGAUGGCAGGUGCCUCUCGAAGAUCGGCUGGUGCCCUGACGGCAUGACUGUAUCCAUGUGGAUCAAGCAGAUGACCAACGCCGGAAGUGCCAACAUGGUGUUCUUCACCAGUGGAGGAGAUGAGAGUGAUUCAAAUGGUUUCGCUUUCAUCCAGUCUGCAAGUGACAAGAAAUACUACGCCCAUUUUAGGAGCGAUGGUCUCGUUUGGGAUAAGAUAAUCGUCCCUCAAGCUGACGUCACAAUUGGUGAAUGGUUUCACGUGACUCUGACGUUCAAAGACGCCUAUGAAGGAAAGAUUUACAUCGACGGCAGUUUAAAGGGGUCAACCGACGUGUCUACGCUAGAAAAGAACAGCCACGAUGUGAAAGACGACUUUGUCAUCGGAUCCAGCCAGUCGGGUUCGAACAGUGCUGAUGCUGCUUUCAGUGCCGUCAAGUUCUUUGAUUAUGUCCUCACGGAUGAGGCAGUGAUGGGUCUCCACCUCUGCGACGAAACAGCGACCGAUCCCAAAGUUCUUUCACUCACGAUCGACAGCCACCAUCUUAACCCAGACCUAACACUGACUUGUCAGGUCAAAGGGUAUCCGCUUACCGGUGUGAAGUGGUUCAUGACCACCAACGUGAAUAUCACUGCGAAGGUCUACCCCAUUCAGACCAGUACUUCACAGGUAAUAUCCGAGGAUAGGUCAGGCUGUAUCUUCACAUCACAACUGGCAAUCCUUAACUAUGUUACCAACUUGCCCUUCGGGAAUGUUACCUUCAUCUGUUCUGGCGAAUUCAACCAGAAGAAGGACUUCGCAACGUUGUUUGUCGAAUGGCCAACCGAAUGUGAGAGAGCUACUGGAUUUGAACGAGGAGAUAUAAGAUCAGUGCAGAUUUCAUCCAAUGUUGCUUACAGUGGGGUGCCCUCUAUAAAUGGUGGAACACCCUGGGUUUCGACAGUUACUGACCAAUCAGCGUACAUUGAAUUUGACUUCGGCUUACGUCACCAGUUUGCAGGGCUUGUAGUCCAGGGAACUCCCUCUUCUUUCGUAUCAUCCUACGAAGUGUCCUACAGCGACGCGCCAUCUGGCCCCCUAACCUUCCAUUCAACUUUGCCCGGUGGUCAAGAAGCUGUGUGGCAGUCUUUCGAUCCGGUUAUCGAAUCUCGGAUAGUCCGACUCAGAUCAUUGGAUACGGACGGCGCUGAUCAAAUCUUAGUGGAAUUCUAUGGAUGUGCCAUAGAAGAACCUGAACUAAAUCUCACGGCACUUACCAGCUCAUACAACUCCACCACCGACGUUUACACUCUGUACUGCCAGGGAUCAUACUUCCCGCCGCCAGUGGUCACUUGGUUAGCUGACGAUCAGGGGAUCUCAGAACCGAGAUAUGUCUCUGGGCAGGAGAUAGAGGAUGUCCGAACACGCAGCAAAGAACUUGAGUUGAGAGACUUCGUGCUCUCGGAUGAGGAGGUGGUGUUCACUUGUGUGAUUUCUGCAGAUGGUGCUAACGUUACACAGAACAUACAGACGGAAUAUGGUUUCGACGGACUAAUAUCUGUCGAGAAUAAGACCGAGAUCAGAUAUCUUCAGACCGUUUCCUUUGAGUGUACCGCCUCUGGUGAUGACGUAUACACGAUGGAAUGGUAUUUCACCAACACCACCCAUACAACACCUACCCUCCUGCAAACCGGAAACGGGGUCACGACUGGAGGGUUUACGGUUGGCGAUUCCCCAGGAGUGUUUACACUGAGCGUUCAGUCGUAUGAAACGGAGAAUGAAGGAACGUACCAAUGCUCUGUUAAUGAGGCGACGAGUCAGAUGAACAUCACCAUCAACGCUGAUAUACUACUGGUUGUGACUCUUGCCUAUCCUCGCUAUCACCAAGUCAACACCUCCUACACCCUCGUGUGUACGGUCGUCCACUAUGGCGGCAAUCCCUCUGCUAUAGAAUGGACUCUACCAAACGGAACCCUGAUAACAGGGAGUGAUUCAAAUGGAACGUAUCAAGUAUCCGAGACUGCAGGGGUGGCAGCUAAUGUUUCGACACUGACGAUGCAAGGCGAGUACUUACUUGGAGCUUACACCUGUACGGGACGUACGGACAAAGAUGCCUGGUCGGAUACUGUGAACAUAUCGCAAGGUGAGAGUUUCAAAAUCACAAGCAUAUCGGGUGCAUAUAAUUUCACUCACCUGUAUUACUCGGCCGAAUGUGUCGCCACCUAUGUCGGCCCCCAGCCAACCGUCACGUGGGUCACGCCCGAAGGUACCCAGCAUACAACAUCAGGUGACGGCAACGUGGUGGUCGAAACUGUCACCGACGGUACCGUAACUAAAACCUUGAAAAUAUCUUCCACGGACCUCACCAGAUAUGAUGGGAAUUACACGUGCAUUGUUUCCGGUAACGGUACGGUAGAUGUCCAAGACGAUAUAUGGCUUAAAUCUGCGUACGAGGGAGAUCUGACGCUUAAUGUGACCGAACGAAUCCAGCUUGGCGAUGACGUUGGACUCACGUGUACCGCGUCUCAAGGAGAAAGUGUGAUCUUAUUUACCUGGUCAAAGGUCGUUAAUGAAACUGCAACGAUGCCAGUGGUCCAGGACCAAAUCUUCCAGAUUUCAGAAGUGGCAGUAGGGAGUUCACGUACCAGCGUCCUUGAGAUAGCUAUGUUCUCUCGGAUUGACGAAGGGACCUACGAAUGCAGCGUCAACAGCAGGUCAAAGACUGCCCACCUCUCCGUAGCGGCCGUACCAGGUAAUUCCUUUCACUUUUUUUCCGUUCAGUUACUGGUUAGUGUUGUCUUUGUUCGUCGUAUCUAUUUUGAAAAUAGCACAGGUUUGUUCUUCCCCUGGAGACCUCCGCUACGCCGCAGUCACAUCGGCAAAAUGAGCUCUAGAUCGACCAAAAUAUUACAUUAUUUCCGAUGAGUUUCCAUCGGUCGAUGUGGUGUCGGUUGCUGUGGUGUGACUGAGCUCAAAGAAGGUGUGCCAUUCUUCAGCUGGAAUUGGACUUUGCAGAAGAGGAUUACGACUGUCUGGCAGAUUUUCGGGAAAAUAUCGACGAUAGUUCAACUAUACCCACAUUUACUUAAUACAUCCAAUGUUAUAUGAAUCUGUUGUACCCGCUGCUGCCUAUUAUUUAGGGGUUUAUCAUCUUCUUAGGUCGUGGACCCUCCAGAGACGUCAAGAUGAGGUCUGCUGAAAGACGAGAUGGCUCAUCGUCCUUGUGUUUUUGUCCUACAUGCAUAUCAUUAUGAUGCAUUUUGAUAUCCAUAGCUAUGCAUUCUUUAUAUUAUUCAUGUUAUUGAGCAGCUAGUAGGUCGGUAGAUGAUGUGGACCACAAAUUUGAGCCUGCUGCUCAUGUAAAAGAACCUUGGAAACCCAAUUAUCAAUAUAGGUCUGAUUGGAGCUGUGAACAAGAUGAAUGUCAAUCUGGGAGGGGACUGCUCUACCAUGAUCCCGCCAAGGUCGGUGCGUACCCUCACUGAAUCCCCGUGGUAUCAACUUGGAAAAUGCUGGUCUUCAGGCAGUCGGACACACGAUAGCAUAGAAUAUGAUUGCAGCUGAAAUGCUUUACAGAAUGCCGUAUUUGUCAUUUGCUAUCUUUGAAUUUAAAUACAUCAUUUUAAAGUGUAAUAUGUCUCUUUAUUUGGGCGGCGCUACUAUGGCUACCUUAGGGGCAAGGGGAUGACGACCCCUUGUUAUUAAUCAAAUAGAGAAGAUCAUAU
Lytechinus pictus (painted urchin) is the source of this 5315-nucleotide messenger RNA. RefSeq lists its product as uncharacterized. Gene Ontology annotation, cellular component: neuron projection. Bases 1 to 4515 code for a protein of 1504 amino acids. Lineage: Eukaryota; Metazoa; Echinodermata; Echinoidea; Temnopleuroida; Toxopneustidae. The record is from RefSeq and is a predicted model, not a curated record. The transcript is spliced from 22 exons.